Exophiala spinifera is the source of this 2100-nucleotide messenger RNA. RefSeq lists its product as uncharacterized. Gene Ontology annotation, molecular function: telomeric repeat DNA binding; double-stranded DNA binding; damaged DNA binding. The record is from RefSeq and is a predicted model, not a curated record. Bases 1 to 2100 code for a protein of 699 amino acids. The transcript has a single exon. Gene Ontology annotation, biological process: telomere maintenance; double-strand break repair via nonhomologous end joining; cellular response to gamma radiation. Gene Ontology annotation, cellular component: Ku70:Ku80 complex; nucleus. Lineage: Eukaryota; Fungi; Ascomycota; Eurotiomycetes; Chaetothyriales; Herpotrichiellaceae.
AUGGCUGAGAAAGAGGCGACGGUUUAUCUCAUAGAUGUGUCACGGUCUAUGAGCAAAAAGCACUCUGGUCGAAGCCAAACCGACCUUGAUUGGGCUCUCCAAUAUGUCUGGGAUAAGAUCACGAAUGCCGUCUUCACCGGGCGAAAGACUCUCAUGAUCGGUGUUAUUGGUCUGGGAACUGAUGGCACAAACAACGACAUGGCGAGUCAGGACGACUCAUACAAGCACAUCAGUGUCCUACAGCCAAUAUCACAGAUCCUGAUGCCCGAACUACGAACGCUUCCAAAGCUCCUCAAGCCCAGCAAGACGGACGAUCGUGAUGUCCUCUCUGGUAUUAUUAUUGCAGUCGAUAUGAUGAUGAAACACUGUAAACAUCUGAAGUACAAGAAAAGAAUUGUUGUCAUCACAAAUGCUACUGGACAUAUCGACGCUGAUGAUGUUGAGAGUACGGCAGAGCAAUUUAAGAACCACGACAUCGAAUUGGUACUGCUCGGCAUUGAUUUUGACGACCCUGAAUAUGGCACAAAGGAAGAGGAUAAAUCUGCGACCAAGGCAGAGAACGAACGAACUUUACAGAAGCUGGUUGAUCUCUCAGGCGGGAUGUUUGGAACUAUGCAAGAAGCUAUUGAUCAGCUCUCUCGGCCAGAUAUCAAGCCUAUCCGCGCAACCCCCACCUAUAGAGGGCAGCUAAGAUUGGGCGAUCCAGAGCAUUAUGACACGGCCUUGUCGAUCGACGUCGAGAGAUACUUCAAGGUCCAAACCAGACGGCCUCCGACAGCGAGCUCAUUUGCAGUACGAGAAAACGUGGCGGACGAUGAUCAAGGGCUUCAGUCCGUACAUAGCAUAUACAAGUACGCCGCAAAACUCGAAAACGGGGAAACAAAAGAACUCAGUCGUGAAGAGUUGGCGAAAGGAUACGAAUAUGGUCGCACUGCGGUCGCAAUCAUGGAGUCCGAGCAGAAUAUUACGAAACUCGAGACAUCAAUGGGAUACGAUAUCUUGGGCUUCAUCCCGAUGGAACACGUUGAACGAUAUAUGCUUCUGGACAAUUCCAACGUGAUAGUUGCACAGAGAGGGAACGACAAGGCAGCUCUUGCUCUUUCGUCUCUAGUCCAUGCACUUUUUGAAUUAGGCUCUGUGGCUGUCGGCAGGCUUGUAAAAAAGGACAUGCAGGAUCCCAUUUUAACGCUCCUAUCGCCAUUGGUCGACGCCGAUCUUGAAUGCUUAGUCGAGAAUGUUCUCCCGUUCGCAGAAGAUGUUCGAUCGUAUCGAUUUCCGCCCUUGGACAAAGUACUCACAGUAUCAGGCAAAGAAUUGACCGAGCACCGCAACCUGCCGAACCAAAAAUUGAUGAUGAGUAUGAGUGACUUUGUCGACAACAUGACCCUGAUGAACGAGGACGAAGAGAUGAUGGCAAUGGAAGACACGUUCUCGCCUGUUCUGCAUAGGGUAGAAGGGGCAAUCAAGUUUCGAGCCAUCCAUGGGUCCGACAAGUUCCCAGAGGAGCCCGAGAUGUUCAAAACUUACCGCCAACAACCAGAAGAGCUUCAGGAACGGAGCAAAAAGGCUCUAUCGAAACUGAUCGAAGCCGCCGACGUUAAAAAGGUGCAACAACGAGCCAAAGGCCGACGACGAUAUCGUGAUGCCGAGAAGCCAAUCUCUGGAUUGGACGUAAGCGAGCUUUUGCGCAAGGAGAAACGAGACCACAUUUCCCCGGACAAUGCGAUCCCCGAGUUCACCCAAAUGAUAGAGACAGCGGACGAUGAGGGUUACAUCGCCACCAUCGUGCAGCAGAUGGCCACGAUCUUGACGGACUGGAUCCGCACCAGCUACGGCGAGAGGAACUAUGGGAAAGUGGCUGAAGGUCUCGGCACCGUUCGCCAAUGGAUGCAAGAACUUGAAAUGCCGGACUUGUACAACAAUAUGAUCCAAGACUUGAAGGAGAAGAUCCUCUCAAAACAGCUGGGCGGAGAUCGGGCGUUGAUGUGGUUUCAAGUCCGUAAAAACAAGCUCGGGCUGAUCAGCACCGACGACUGCAGUUCCUCCCAGAUCACGGUGGAAGCAGCCCGUUCUUUUCUGGAUCCAAAAUCUGGAACAUGA